AUGAGUGGGAGGAAGAAUUGGGGUGAAUCGGAGCAGGUCGCGGCGUGGAAGCCCAUUGUGGACGCCGUCCACAGCAAGGGCGCGCUCUUCUUUUGCCAACAGUACGUGACUCAUUUUCAGCCAGACGGUCAAGCGCCGAUCUCGAGCACGGACACGCAGCUCCCCCCUGACGCUGAGUCCGGCACGGUGUUCUCGAAGCCACGCCGGCUGCGGACCGACGAGAUCCCAGGGAUCGCCGAUGACUUCAGACGUGCCGCACGGAAUGCGAUUGAGGCCGGGUUCGACGGCGUGGAGAUCCAUGGAGCACAUGGAUUCCUCCUGGAGCAGUUCAUGAAGGAUGGCGCCAACGACCGCACCGACGAGUAUGGUGGCAGCGUGGAGAACCGGUGUCGCUUCGUGGUUGAGAUCAUUGACGCUCUGGUCCAUGAAGUCGGCGCGAAUCGGGUUGGCAUUAGGCUUUCCCCUUUCGCGGAUUACAUGGAUUGUGCAGAUUCCGACCCCUCGGCACUCGGCGACUACAUGCCUCGGAUGUCCAUCGUCGAUGACCGUAGGCAGAUUCCGCAUAGACUCCUACCAUUCAAGACGGUGUUCAAUGGCACCUUCAUCGUCGUUGGUGGUUAUGACAGGGAGGAAGGAAACAAGGUGAUUGCCGAGGGCUAUGCGGACCUCGUCGCAUAUGGAAGGCACAUCUUGUCCAAUCCGGACCUAGCUAAGAGGUUUGAGUUAGAUGCGCCCCUGAACAAGUAUGAUCGCUCCACCUUUUACAUACAAAGACCCUGUCGUUGGCUAUACAGACCAUCCCUUUCUUAG
Miscanthus lutarioriparius is the source of this 810-nucleotide messenger RNA. Lineage: Eukaryota; Viridiplantae; Streptophyta; Magnoliopsida; Poales; Poaceae. The record is from the annotation of a GenBank genome assembly.